AUGGAUGACUACUCCAACAUUGAACCGCUUAAACUAAAAGGCUACAACCUGCCAAAGCAAAUAUUGGAUAGAGACUUGGCAGCGGAUAUCAGAAACUUGAUCCCAGCGAGACUUCAACUUCAAGAUGAUUGGCUUUUAGUGUACUCCCUUGACCACGACGGGGUACUGUUGAACACGUUGUACAGACAUUGUGAUCCAAAAUACGAUCCCCAUUCGGCAAGUAAAAGGACGGAAAUAGGGUUUGGUAAUCAAGUUGUUUCAUCCAUGAUUGGCAGUAAUCAUCAGAUUUCACGCCCUCAAGGGUUUGUACUCGUUCUACGAGACGAAAUGAACCAAGUGUUCGGAUGUUACUUGAAUGAGCAUUUACGUCCUGUGGAAUCUAAAAGAUAUUACGGUAAUGGCGAGUGCUUUUUAUGGAAGCUGGAGCGAGUUCCCCAGCAUAACCAUCAGACUCGUUUUAAGGCCUUCAUGUACACAGGAAUUAAUGACAACAUCAUCUAUUCCAACACCCAAUUCAUAGCUGUUGGUUCGCUGAACGGACAAAAUGGUUUGUAUAUUAAUCAAAACCUUGAUGAUGGUAUAAGUUAUCGUUGCGAAACUUUUGGCAACGAAGUGCUCAACGAAGCUGACGAAGCAGUUAAGAUGGGAAGAUUCAAGAUUUAUGGGCUAGAAAUCUGGCGUAUUGGAUAG
Messenger RNA from Diutina rugosa, 690 nucleotides. RefSeq names its product Oxr1p (gene OXR1). Gene Ontology annotation, biological process: response to oxidative stress. The record is from RefSeq and is a predicted model, not a curated record. Bases 1 to 690 code for a protein of 229 amino acids. The transcript has a single exon. Gene Ontology annotation, cellular component: nucleus. Lineage: Eukaryota; Fungi; Ascomycota; Pichiomycetes; Serinales; Debaryomycetaceae.